CUUGGACAAAUAUAUUUAAAUAAAAUUGAUCAUGAUAUUGAUUUUAUUCCAUUACAAGAUGAAUUUGCUGUACGUCAUGAAGAUGAUUUAUUAAUUAUAUCACCACAUCGUUAUCGUUUACGUCGUAUUAAAUUAAAAAUGAUAAAAAAAUUCAAUGAAUUACAUCAUAUAAAUAAUUCAUUAAAAACAAAAACAAAUAUACGUUAUAAAACAAUGAAAAAAUUUCGUCCUAUUGAAUAUUGGGGUUCACUUGUUGAUAUUAAAACACGUGAAAUACUUGUUACAAUAAAUCAAAAUGAAAAUAUUGAAAAAAAAAUUAAUCAAUUAACAAUAAAAAUAAUACGUGAAACAGGUUAUAAUUUACGUCAUUCAUUAAUAAAUGCAUUAUAUUUACGUUCACAUUCAUAUUAUUUUGAUCGUUUAUAUACAUCAGAUCAAACAUUAAUAAGAAAUUUUUAUUAUUUAUCAUGUUAUUUUUUUAAACGUUUACAUUCAAUGUGUUAUCGUUUUGCACAAUUUUAUUCAAAUAAAUAUAUAAAAUCAAAAAGUUUAUUUUUAUUUCGUACAAUACGUUCAGGUUUACGUAUGUUAAUUAAGAAAACAUUUAAUUAUAAUAAAAAAUCAAUUAAAUUACUUCAUCAAUGUAAAUAUGUUUUUUUUAUAUCAUGUAUUCGUUUAGUUAAACAAAAUCAAUAUUUAUUUCAAAAUGAUAUUAUUAUAACAAGAUGUUUACAUAUGAUUAGAAAAUUAAAAUAUUUAAAUAAGAAAAGAAAAUAUGAUAUGAAAAAAAUUAUUGGAUCGAAAUAA
Messenger RNA from Rotaria sordida, 807 nucleotides. The record is from the annotation of a GenBank genome assembly. Lineage: Eukaryota; Metazoa; Rotifera; Eurotatoria; Philodinida; Philodinidae.